Canis lupus familiaris (dog) is the source of this 6885-nucleotide messenger RNA. RefSeq names its product HIC ZBTB transcriptional repressor 2 (gene HIC2). Bases 125 to 1975 code for a protein of 616 amino acids. Gene Ontology annotation, molecular function: protein binding; DNA-binding transcription factor activity, RNA polymerase II-specific; RNA polymerase II cis-regulatory region sequence-specific DNA binding. The record is from RefSeq and is a predicted model, not a curated record. Gene Ontology annotation, biological process: regulation of transcription by RNA polymerase II. Gene Ontology annotation, cellular component: nucleus. Lineage: Eukaryota; Metazoa; Chordata; Mammalia; Carnivora; Canidae. The transcript has 3 exons.
CGGGCAGGGCCGGCCGGCCGGCGGGCGGAGCGCCGCCGCCGACGCACACGAGGUGACCAGGCAUUGAUGCACCCCCAGGGAGGCCGCGCGCUCAAGGAGGCCACCCCCGCUGGCUGCUGCUCACAUGGUUUCUGGGCCCCUGGCACUCCGGUGGUACGCGUGGGCGGGGCGCGGGGACAUGGGGCCCGACAUGGAGCUGCCCAGCCACUCCAAGCAGCUCCUGCUGCAGCUGAACCAGCAGAGGACGAAGGGUUUCCUGUGUGAUGUCAUUAUCAUGGUGGAGAACUCCAUCUUCCGUGCGCACAAGAACGUCCUGGCUGCCAGCAGCAUCUACUUCAAGUCCCUGGUCCUGCACGACAACCUCAUCAACCUGGACACAGACAUGGUCAGCUCCACAGUGUUCCAGCAGAUCCUGGACUUCAUCUACACGGGAAAACUGCUUCCCAGUGACCAGCCGGCCGAGCCCAACUUCAGCACUCUCCUCACUGCCGCCAGCUACCUCCAGCUGCCUGAGUUGGCAGCCCUUUGCCGCCGUAAACUCAAGCGAGCCGGCAAGCCCUUCGGCUCUGGUCGGGUGGGUGCCACUGGCAUGGGGAGGCCCCCCCGCAGCCAGCGGCUAUCCACAGCCUCCGUCAUUCAGGCGCGGUAUCCAGGGCUUGUGGACGGACGCAAAGGGGCCCAUACCCCCCAGGAGCUCCCCCAGGCCAAAGGCUCAGAUGACGAGCUUUUCCUCGGGGGCUCCAGCCAGGAGGGUGUGCAUGGCCUGGGCCGGGCCAUCUGUCCAGCCAGUGGGGAGGCCGGCCUGGGCAGCUGCAGCACCAAUGGGAGCAGUGGGGGCUGUGAGCAGGAGCUAGGUCUGGACCUGUCCAAGAAGAGUCCUCCCCUACCUCCUGCCACCCCCGGUCCCCCCCUGACCCCCGACGACCCGGCCCAGUUGAGUGACAGUCAGCAUGGCUCGCCCCUUUCAGCCUCCGCUCCUCCUGUUGCCAACAGUGCCUCUUAUGCUGAGCUGGGGGGCACCCCCAAUGAGCCCAUGGAUCUGGAGGGGGCCGAGGACAACCACCUGAGCCUGUUGGAGGGGCCUGGUGGGCAGCCCCGGAAGAGCCUGCGGCACUCAGCCCGCAAGAAGGAGUGGAGCAAGAAGGAGCCCAUGGUGGGGUCCCCCUUUGAGCGGAGGGAAGUGGGGCCCAAGGGCCCUUGCCCAGGGGAUGAGGGUGAGGGGCUAGGGGACAGGGUUCCCAAUGGCAUUCUGGCCAGCAAUGUUGGUGGGGGUGGCCCCAGUGGGCCCUAUGUGGAGCCCGCAUAUCCCUGCAAGGAGGAGGAGGAGAAUGGCAAGGAUGGGAGCGAGGACAGUGGGCAGAGUGGGAGUGAGGGGGGCAGCGGCCAUGCCGGCACCCACUAUGUGUACCGACAGGAAGGCUACGAGACCGUGUCCUAUGGGGACAACCUGUACGUGUGCAUCCCCUGCGCCAAAGGCUUCCCCAGCUCAGAGCAGCUCAACGCCCACGUGGAGACACACACGGAGGAGGAGCUGUUCAUUAAGGAGGAGGGAGCCUACGAGACGGGCAGUGGGGGUGCCGAGGAGGAGGCCGAGGACCUGUCGGCACCCAGUGCAGCCUACGCGGCCGAGCCCCGACCCUUCAAGUGCUCGGUCUGUGAGAAGACCUACAAGGACCCUGCCACGCUGCGGCAGCACGAGAAGACGCACUGGCUGACCCGGCCCUUCCCCUGCAACAUCUGCGGCAAAAUGUUCACGCAGCGCGGCACCAUGACGCGCCACAUGAGGAGCCACCUGGGCCUGAAGCCCUUUGCCUGUGACGAGUGUGGCAUGCGCUUCACCCGCCAGUACCGCCUCACCGAGCACAUGCGUGUGCACUCGGGCGAGAAGCCCUACGAGUGCCAGCUCUGCGGGGGCAAGUUCACCCAGCAGCGCAACCUCAUCAGCCACUUGCGCAUGCACACCUCCCCCUCCUAGAAGCCAAAGACCCUUCUCCCCGGUCCGAGGGUGCCCUCUGCAGACUCACCCUCGGGAGCCAACGGAAGGAAGGAAGAAAGAAGCACGGAGACCGGGCGGGAGGGGCCAGGACCCCCAGGCCCUGUGGGGGUGGCUCCUGGUGGCACCUCCAGCCAGCCCCCCCCCACACUCAGAGCUUUAAUGGACAGUCUGUACCAAGGGAAGUGAGAGGAGGGAAGCCAACGGGCCCGAGCUCCGAGUGCUCAUUGCUGGUGUGCAGUCUACCUCCCGAUUCCACCUAGGCCCUGGCUCCCCGAGAGGGCCAUUGCAGGGCCUGUGGGAGUGGGUCACAGGGGUCUCGCUGGGACCUUGGCCCCUUUCCCGCAGGCCGGGUCAGAGCAGGGGGCAGUGGGGGCCUCCCUCUGCUGGGGAGGGCAGGGCUGCCCCUCGGCCAGGGGUGGUGUCUGUGUGCGUGCACGAGUGCUUGUCUGUGUGCGGGCCACCCUGGCUCUUUGGGGAGCGGUGCCGGAGGGGAGGAGACAGCCCUCCUUCUUUGAGCCAGGGGUCACUGCUCACUGGCGCUGGGACAGUCAGGGGGGCCCCCACCGCCUACCUCUCCACAGCUAAAGAGCCCUCUGGGCCUGUGUUGCUGUUAUUCCUACUGAUCUGUUCUUUUUUCUUUUUGAAUUUUGUUUUUUAAACCAAAACCAACAAGAGUUUAUUUUCCUCCCGGCCCCUCGGGGCUGAGCCUGGGUCUGCAGACUGAAUGUACAGGGGCAGCUGCCCCUCCCGCCCCUGCCCUGGCUGUGGGCUGAGGGGCGCCCACCCCUCCAGGCCCCAGAAGCCCUUCUUGGCCAAAGGCUUCCCUGGGCCCCGAGCCCUGCCUCGGCUGCCUCAGGAGAGAGAGUGAUUUUCCUAUAGUUUCUGAGGAAUAUUCUUUGUUUAGAGGUACUUCUUUUUUAUUAAGAGAAAAACCAGUGUAACGUUUAUGUGAAUGUUUGAACUGGAAGGUCUGGGAUUUGUGGGGGGAGGGGGGUGGCUGGACUCGAUGCCAGAGCCGUUGGUACUCUUCUUUUUCAUUUUCUGUGUGUGUGUGUAUGUGUGUGUGAGUGUGCGCGAGUGUGUGUGCGUGUAUAUGUGUGUGUGUGGUGUGCAUAGUGCGUGUGGACAGAUAUCGAGCUUUCCUUCCUUCCUUACCGAUCAAGGUGGAGAGACUUCCGACCUUUUGCUACCUCUUGAAUUCACAAGAACAGUACGUUGGUGACUGGCAGUUGAGGCCAUGACACUUGUUUUCCUCCUGUUAGUGCGCACAGGAAGACGCACGUUUGAGUGAGCCAGGCUCUGCUUGGCCCCAGUGGCCGUCCUGGGACCCCCAUCCCCAAGGCUCUCCCGAGAGGGGCUCCUGCGGCUGCAGAGCCACUUGCAUGUGUCUUUUGCCCAGAGCAUAUCGCCAGCUGUGUCCACCCUGUGAGUGUAAUGCGUAUGUUCCUGAGCCUCAGGGAGCCCGUCCGUGCCUCUGAUCUGGGCCUGGGUGAGGAGGGCAGUGAGUGCUCCAGCCCCACGGGAGAUCAGGAUGGGGAGCCUCACUGCUGGAGCCAGCCCCUUGCGGCCCCCUGCCAGGGCCAGGAUGAGGUGGAAGUGAGCCCCCCCCACAUCCUGUCCCUUGGGCCUGUAAGAGCUGGAGCUUGGGAGAGCAGCAGCCCCUGCCCGGCCAGUGCAGAGGCAUGGAGAAGCACUGACCAAAGUGAUGUCUACCCCCUGGGGGAUGGUGUGGGGGGGUGCUGCCCUGUUUUGUCACCUUCUCAGGGCAGUCCUGGCCCCUGGGCUGCCACCAAUUGGCUCAGCCCUGUCUGGAGUCCCUCCCCCUUGCUCCUCACCUUGGGGUUUCUCUGCCAGCCUCAGGCAGCCCUCCAUGGGCCAGGCUCACAAGGCCAGACCAAGGUCGCUGUGGUUGGCCCCACUGUCCUUGGCCGACUGGAUCCAGAGUUGGGCCAGCGGCUUUAUCUUAAUUUUGCUUCAUGCUUUUCUCUUUUUUUUUGUUGUUGUUUUUCUUUAAGUUCAGACCAAAAAAUUCCAGAGUCAUCUUCUCCCCUCACCCCUCCAGAGACCCUCCAGCUGAGAACAGCCCAAGUUCAGGGACCCGAAUGGUGAAGGGUGUGUUUUGCAAGUGAGGGCUUCCGGCUGAGCCCAUCUCUAGGCACCCCCAGCCCCAAGUUGGGUCUUACUCUUUCCGGGUGGGAACUGAGCACUGGACCCAGGGUCUCGUGUUCUGAAAAGUCAGGUGAGGGGACAGGGUCCUCUCCAGGCCUUUCUGCCCUCCCACCCCCACCCCACUCCGUCAGCACUUAAGCCACACGACACAAAGUCUGUAGCGCACGGGAGUUGUACGCACGCCUGGCCUGUGUGUGGCCUCUUGGGCCAUGGGCGGCUACAUCCACGAGGUGACCCGUGGAGUAGGUGAUUGAUUCAUUUGCAGAGCUUCAGGGACUGGGCGCCAAGGCCCCUCACUCAACGACGUUCGUGCGACAUAGUAUUGUACCCACCUGAGUAUUGUAUCGAGCCUUUUCUGUAUUUUAACAAGAAAGCAAAACACUAGUUUCCUAUUUAAGAUUUUAAGGGUUUGUGGGGAGGGGUGGGACUAUUGAACACAACACUUGGUUUUGUUUUCUUUUUCCUUUGAUUUCAUGUGGAGUGUGUGCUUGCGAGUGUGUGCGUGGAAGUGUGUUAAGAGCCUCACAAGGAAAUUAGGCCGUUGGAGGCCAAGGGCGGCUUACAGUUCUCUGCUUUAGUCACUUAAUUCCUGAAUGUUUCGGAGAAACAGGAAACAGAAAUAGCAGAUGUCAUGUAGGAAAGAGAGGAUAUACAAAAAAAAAAACAAAAAACAAAAAAAAAAAAAACAAAAAAGGAAAAAAAAAAAAGCUCAUACCCAAAUUCACAAAACCUAUUUUUUAAACCAAAGCACAUUUUGAAUGAGUAUGGAACCUCAAUGGGCUCAGAAAAAAAAAGAUACUAAUAUAUUUAUCUCAUUGUUUACAUAAACUUUUACAGUUUCAGACCUCAGCAGCUGUAAGGCCAGUCCCAGUGAAUCCCCACCUUCCGCUGGAGGCCCUUCUGAGUCGGCUCACGGGCAGAGGGGCUGUCGUGGGGCCGGGGCAGGCAUGGAGGCCCCCUGGAUUCACCUGAGCCCUCCUCCCCAGCCCCGGGUCUCUCAAAGCCCAGCUGGCACCAAAGAGCUUGGGCCGGUGCUGACUGGCUCCCAGGCCUCCUGGCCGGACCGUGAAGGUCCUGGCCAGCUGGCACAGCAGGGGAUGGCCAUCGGCUCUGGCCGCAGGACCCGAGUCUGGGCUAGGGCCCCGGGAUGGAGGGCCCCCCCACCUCCCACAUUCUGCCCGCGACCCUUGGGGUGGGUUGAUGUGAGGGUCCCUCUUAAGCCAAAAAGCCCCGGGACCUUUGCACAGCUCUGUUGACUCCAGUGGGUCCCCACCCCCACCCCCAGCAGUGAGGAGGUCUUACUGGGCUGGUCCUUACCAACACAGACGGUGCAAACACUCUGAACAGUGUUGUUUUUGUAUCAAUAUGUUUGUGCAGUGAUGAAUGUAUUUAUUUCUCAGACUUGGGGCGAGUGAGCGGCUGGCUCCACCACCGCUCGCUCCCACCAGACCGAGCCACUGCAAGGGCUCCUCCAGGAUUGCAAAAAAGGUAAAAAAGAAAAGACGAACCUUUAAGCAAAUAAGAAUCUCAGAGACUCGCAGCAUAGCCAUACACCUCAGCCUGUGAAAUGAACAAUCUGGACCCAGACGGACUUUUGGAACUUCACGCAGCGUGUGUGUAUUUCCCGUUCGUCACCACUUGGGGGCGCCGGGCUGUCCAGCUGUGCCCCCGCCCCAACCCCGUCAGUAUUCACUGGACUGGGCCGCGUGCAGGAGUGCGAUCUGGGCUGGGCUGGCUGGGCAGGCCGACCCUACCGCCCUCCCUACAGCCGUCCUGAGUGGGGGAGGCCUGGGCAGCCAGGAGGGCAGGGCUCAGGGAAGAGGUGGCUGCAUCCGUCCGCCCCCUCAGCUUGGGGGACGAAAGCACCAGGCCUCCGAAGAACAGACAAGGGAUCUCAGCCCUGCUGUACCCCUCAAAGGGACCAAGGCCCUUGCUCUUCCCCAGAGUCACGUUGGGGCAGAUGUUACUGAACCUGUGAAUCCGAUGCCAGGAGUGAUAGGAUGGAGAGGGACCUAACCAGAGCCUCAGUGUGACAUUCCAGAUCAGGGGGUAGAUGUGCGCUAUGGGAAUUGAGGCUGCCCAGGACCCCCUUCCUAGGACCCCUCCCCCCCCAGCUUCAGUCACCCACUUUAAUUUUGCUACCGGGAACCCCUCCCCCUACCUCACCUUGCUAUUUAUUGCUGUAAUUUAUUGACCUCAGAAAUGCUGCAUAACAGACCUCACUUUGGGGCAGGGAGGAUCUCCAGGGCUCCCCCCCUCCAUUUGGCGGGGGCCCAUGGGGCCAGGUGCUGAGGGGAGCCUCUCUGUAUCCCACCCAUCACUUGUUUUCCCCCUCCCCCCUUGGGGGACCCCAGGUUGGGCACCUGCCCAUUCGCAAAUACCUCGAGGGGGAGGGGGAGGGAUGGGGUUGUAGCUGUUUUGUUUAAUCAGAACUGGAAGAGGGAUCACUGUCCUACUCUAUUCCCUUCCCAGAAGGGGGGGGACACCGUGAUCGCACUCCUGUACUGGCCACCGCCGCUGUCAGUCAUCACAUCGAGCUCACUUCCUUUGAGAGUUUGGAUAAAUUCAGGUCAGAGCUGCAGGUACGCAGCCCUCGAGUGUCAUAGAAAAGCAAUUCACCGACGACUGAUCUCUCCAUUCAGAAGCGUGCAGUCUUAAUGUACAGUGAUGAGAAACUGUUAUUUUAUGAUCUUUUCAUUAAAAGCUUGAUUGAAAACUGU